AUGUCAAAAUACCCGUGCAGUGAAUGUCACAAGGCCGUUAGAAAUAACCAAGACGCCAUCUUGUGUGCUACAUGUGGAAACUGGUCGCAUGCUAAAUGCCUCAAUAUGUCUCGGCACAUUUUCCAGCACUACUUAGACCAGCCUGAUAUUGAUUGGACUUGUCCUGCCUGCGCUCUUCCGCCACUGACGGACUCCUUCUUCGAAGAAGUUUAUGAAGGUAAUACACAAAUCAUUGCCGAGGAUUAUCAAGGGGGAACAACUCAAUUUACGGCCGAAUGUUCUACAGAAGGUGGAUUGGAAGAGCAUAACUCCGACAACAUCCAUCUAGAAUCUCUACGGAACCAUCUCAAGAACGAUGUUUUGGUCUGUCAUAUCAACAUAAACAGUAUUCAAAAUAAACUUGAGGAACUGGAAAACGUUAUCAAAAGAUCAAUGCACACAUAA
This is a messenger RNA of Porites lobata, 444 nucleotides long. Lineage: Eukaryota; Metazoa; Cnidaria; Anthozoa; Scleractinia; Poritidae. The record is from the annotation of a GenBank genome assembly.